Messenger RNA from Diospyros lotus (date-plum), 2105 nucleotides. Its product is annotated as pyruvate kinase isozyme A, chloroplastic-like. The record is from RefSeq and is a predicted model, not a curated record. The transcript has 7 exons. Bases 252 to 1979 code for a protein of 575 amino acids. Gene Ontology annotation, biological process: glycolytic process. Gene Ontology annotation, molecular function: magnesium ion binding; pyruvate kinase activity; potassium ion binding. Gene Ontology annotation, cellular component: cytoplasm. Lineage: Eukaryota; Viridiplantae; Streptophyta; Magnoliopsida; Ericales; Ebenaceae.
CAGCUGCCUUCGCUCUUUAUCUCUCUUCUUCUUCUUCUUCUCAUGGAAUAUUCUCUCUCCUCUCAAACCCUUUGACCAUUGUCUCUUCCCCUUUAAACCCUACCAAGAAAGCUAAAAAACUAGACGGAUUUCCCAAUCCCAAAGGCCCUAAAUAGUGUCACCAGAAAGAUCUUCUUCUUCUUCUUCUUUACCGUACUCUGUUAUUAAGAUCUUUCACAAUUUCCUGGUCAAUCUCCAUCCUAGUAUCUUGAAUGGCUAUCUUGACGUCCAUGGCUGUUGCCGGAGGUUCAGAUCUCGUCUGCCCCCGGAUCAUCGCGAAGAACGCGGCUGUGAAUUUGAGGAGUAGCGUUUUGGCCGUUCCAUUUGGUCUAGUUAAAUUGAGGGUCGCGAAAUUGGGGAUCAGGGUUCAGGCGAUUGGGAAUGCGGAGAGGUUUCAGAUUUCGGAGAGUUUGGAGGGUUCUCUAGGGUUUGAUGUGAUGUCUGAGGGGGAGUUGAAGGAGAAGGGCUUCAUGGGGCUGAGGAAGACCAAGCUUGUAUGCACGAUCGGGCCGGCUUGUUGCUCUAUUGAGGACUUGGAGAGGUUGGCUGCCGGAGGGAUGAAUGUUGCCAGGCUUAAUAUGUGCCAUAACUCGCGGGAAUGGCACCGGGGUGUGAUUCGGAGGAUCAAGAAGUUGAAUGAGGAAAAAGGGUUUUGCGUGUCUGUGAUGAUUGAUACAGAAGGCAGCCAGCUACAUGUGGUUGAUCAUGGGGCUCCCUCCUCUGUCAAAGCUAAGGAUGGGUCGAUCUGGUUUUUCACAACUGAAAAUUUUGAAGGUUGUCGUCCAUUCACUGUACAAGCAAACUAUGAAGGCUUUUCAGAAGGUAUCAAAGUUGGUGAUGAGCUUGUUAUAGAUGGAGGAAUGGCAACCUUUGAAGUGAUAGAAAUAAUUGGGAAUGACUUGCGUUGCAAGUGCGUGGACCCUGGUUUACUCCUGCCUCGUGCCAAGUUGAGCUUUUGGAGAGACGGGAAGCUUGUUGGGAAAAAUCAUGAGCUCCCAACUCUAUCAUCUAAGGAUUGGUCUGACAUCGAGUUUGGAAUUUCUGAAGGUAUUGAUUUUAUUGCCAUGUCAUUCGUGAAUGAUGCUGACGCUGUCAAGCAUUUAAAGAACUACCUCUCAAAUAAAGCACCUAGAUCGAUCAGAGUUCUAGCAAAGAUAGAGAGCUUGGAGUCUCUCCACAAACUGGUAGAAAUUGUAGAGGCUUCUGAUGGAAUAAUGGUGGCUCGAGGUGACCUCGGGGUUGAAAUUCCAUUUGAGCAGAUACCAACAGUGCAACAGAAAAUUACCUAUGUUUGCAGGCAGCUCAACAAGCCAGUAAUUAUUGCUUCUCAACUUCUUGAGUCAAUGAUUGAAUAUCCUACUCCAACACGAGCUGAGGUUGCCGAUGUUUCUGAAGCAGUUCGACAGUAUGCUGAUGCCCUCAUGUUAUCCGGUGAGUCUGCAAUUGGAUCAUUCGGAAACAAGGCACUUUCUGUCUUGCAGACAACCAGCAGUCGGAUGGAACUGUGGAGUCGAGAAGAGAACCAACAAAGUGGUCUCCAUUGGCAUGAACUUGGACUAUCUUUGCCUGACAAGAUAGCCGAGCAGGUUUGCAGUUGUGCUGUAGAAAUGGCUAACAAGCUUGGUGUGGAUGCUAUCUUUGUAUACACCAAGAAUGGGCAUAUGGCAUCUCUACUCUCGCGCAACCGUCCAAACCCUCCCAUAUUUGCGUUCACCGACAAUGACAGCACCCGAAUGGCUCUGACUUUGCAGUGGGGAAUUGUCCCCCUCCUAGUUGAUUUAUCGGAUGAUGUUGAAGCCAACAUAUCAAAGACCAUUGGUCUUUUGAAAACAAAGGGGAUGGUGAAAGAAGGAGAUGCUCUUUUGGUGGUUUCAGAUGACAUUCCGAGCUCUGCAAAUCCAACUGUUUUCCAAUCAAUCCAAGUGAAAACCAUUGUGUAGAAGGCACUUCUCUUUAAUGGAACAAGGUAAAUUAUCCAUGUAACCUUUUGAGCCUGUUGCCCUGAUCUGAGUCUACAUUUUCUUGUAUCCUUUCAGUGUAUGGAAACAUACUUCUUCUUCUUCUUC